AUGGGAGUUCCGGCUUUCUAUAGAUGGUUAGCGGAGAAGUAUCAGCUUGUUGUUGUAGAUGUGGUGGAGGAGGAACCCAUUGUGAUUGAUGAUGUUUCGAUUCCGGUUGAUACCUCCAAACCCAAUCCUAAUGGUCUCGAGUUUGAUAAUUUAUACCUAGACAUGAAUGCCAUUAUCCACCCUUGUUUUCACCCUGAGGAUAGGCCGAGUCCGACCACAUUUGAUGAGGUGUUUCAGUGCAUGUUUGAGUAUAUUGAUAGGCUUUUUGGGAUGGUGAGGCCGAGGAAGGUGUUAUACAUGGCCAUUGAUGGAGUUGCCCCCAGGGCAAAGAUGAACCAGCAGAGGUCACGGCGGUUUAGAGCUGCGAAAGACGUAGCUGAUGCUGCGGUGGAGGAGGAGAGGCUUCGUGAGGAGUUUGAAGCAGAAGGGAGGAAGCUCCCGCCUAAAUUAGAGUCACAGACUUUUGAUUCCAAUGUCAUUACGCCUAGGACUCCUUUUAUGGCUAUUUUGUCGGUUGCAUUGCAGUACUAUAUUCAUCUUAGGUUGAACAAUGAUCCUGGGUGGAGAAAUGUUAAGGUUAUUCUUUUUGAUGCAAAUUCUCCGGGUGAAGGGGAACAUAAGAUUAUGUCAUAUAUUCGUCUUCAAAGAAACCUUCCUGGUUAUGAUCCUAAUACGCGUCAUUGUUUGUAUGGUUUGGAUGCCGAUUUGAUUAUGCUGGCUUUGGCUACACAUGAAGUUCAUUUUUCAAUUCUUCGGGAGGUGGUUUACACUGCACAGCAAGACAAAUGCUUACUUUAUGGUCAGAUGGGGCAUUUAGCCGCAGAUUGCCAAGGAAAGGCAAAGCGUAAGGAUGUGGAUAUGCUUGAUGUUGAUCAGAAAGGUACUGGUGCUGAGGUUGUGGCCAAGAAGCCGUACCAGUUUCUCAACAUUUGGACUCUUAGAGAAUAUUUAGACUGUGAGAUGCGGAAUAUUCCAAAUUCCCCAUUCGAGAUUGAUCUUGAGCGCAUUAUCGAUGACUUCAUAUUUAUUUGUUUUUUCGUUGGAAACGACUUCCUGCCGCAUAUGCCUACUCUGGAGAUUCGUGAGGGUGCAAUCAACUUGCUUAUGGCUGUAUACAAAAAGGAAUUUCAUGCACUGGGUGGAUAUUUGACUGAUUCAAGUAAGCUGAAUUUGAGUCGGGUGGAGCAUUUCAUUCAGGCAGUUGGUUGUUUUGAAGAUAAAAUAUUCCAGAAACGAGCUCAGUUGCAUCUGCGGCAGGCACAAAGAAUCAAACGUGCCAAGGAGCAAGUUCCCCAAGUGCAGCCAGAUUCUUUAGUUGCAGUUAAUCGAUUUCAAGGUUCUCGUCUUGCUUCAGGUCCUUCUUCUGCGCCAUAUCAACAGUAUACUAGAUUAUCUGAGGCAUCAAGUAUCGGUGCUGCUAUUGUUGAAGCUGAGAACAGCAGUACUCCUGAUGUCGAAGAACACAAAAAUAAAGAAGAUUUGAAAGCAAAGCUCAAGGAGGUUCUUCGUGAGAAAUCUGAUGCUUUUAACUCUAAAAGCCCCCAAGAGGAAGACAAGGUCAAGUUGGGAGCACCUGGUUGGAAGGAUAGGUACUAUGAAGAAAAGUUUUCCGCCAAAACUCAAGAAGAACGUGAAGCAGUUUGGAAAGAUGUUAUCUUGAGAUACACAGAAGGUUUGUGUUGGGUGAUGAAUUAUUACUAUGAAGGGGUUUGUUCAUGGGAGUGGUUUUAUCCUUAUCAUUAUGCACCCUUUGCUUCUGAUCUUAAGGACAUAGGUCAGCUAAAUAUAAGCUUCCACUUGGGCACUCCCUUUAAACCCUUCAGUCAACUGUUGGGGGUUUUCCCAGCUGCAAGCGCUCAUGCCCUUCCUGAGAACUACAAAAAGUUAAUGAUUGAUCCAAACUCGCCUAUUAUUGACUUCUACCCUACUGACUUUGAAGUGGAUAUGAAUGGGAAACGGUAUGCAUGGCAGGGUAUUGCAAAGUUGCCAUUCAUUGACCAAGAUCGUCUUCUUUCUGAGGUUGCAAAAAUUGAACACACAUUGACAGAGGAGGAAACCCGGAGAAACUCCAUGAUGUUUGAGAUGCUCUUUGUUUCAUCUUCUCAUCCUCUCUCUGUAUGCAUAUACUUUCUUGAUGAUUGUAGUAGACAGUUGACAGACAAAGACCGAGUUGAGGCUAAGCAACAAAUUGAUCCUAAAUACAGUGAAGGGAUGAAUGGUUAUCUAUCUUCAUGUGCUGGACAGUCAUGUCCACCUAUUUUUCGGUCUCCUGUUAAAUACAUGGAGGAUAUUAUGGACAACCAAGUCAUCUGCGACUGUGACAGUGGGGGAUCUGAAGCCUGCACCUAA
Molecule: messenger RNA, 2349 nt
Organism: Fragaria vesca subsp. vesca
Lineage: Eukaryota; Viridiplantae; Streptophyta; Magnoliopsida; Rosales; Rosaceae
Product: 5'-3' exoribonuclease 3-like
Exons: 2
Coding region: 1-2349 (782 amino acids)
Biological process (GO): nuclear-transcribed mRNA catabolic process
Cellular component (GO): nucleus
Molecular function (GO): RNA binding; 5'-3' RNA exonuclease activity
Source: RefSeq, a predicted model, not a curated record